AUGGGCAUUGAUUACAUAUGCCCAAGCGACCAAACCCUCGCAGCUUCCACCUCUAUUUAUAUUCCUUACCCUCUUCCUCAUUUUCCUCAUUCAACUUCACAUUUCUUCUCUAGCCCUUUUUUUGAAGGCCCAAACUCGAUGAAAAUGGCUGUUUUUGGUCUUCUCUUGGUUGGAUUACUUUCAGUGCUGUCAUCAGUUCAUGGUUCUGGCGGAGGAUGGAUCAAUGCUCAUGCCACCUUCUAUGGUGGAAGUGAUGCCUCUGGAACAAUGGGUGGGGCUUGUGGCUAUGGAAAUUUGUACAGCCAGGGUUACGGUACAAACACUGCAGCCUUAAGCACAGCUCUGUUCAACAGUGGGUUGAGCUGUGGGUCUUGUUUUGAGAUUAGGUGUGUUGAUGAUAGGCAAUGGUGCCUGCCUGGUUCCAUUCUGGUCACAGCCACCAAUUUCUGUCCACCAAAUAAUGCUCUCCCAAACAACGCAGGAGGGUGGUGCAACCCUCCACAGCACCACUUUGACCUCGCUCAGCCUGUUUUUCAACACAUUGCACAAUACAGAGCUGGAAUUGUCCCAGUUGCUUACAGAAGGGUACCCUGCAGAAGAAAGGGAGGCAUAAGGUUCACCAUUAAUGGCCACUCCUACUUCAAUCUAGUACUCAUAACCAACGUUGGUGGAGCCGGUGAUGUGCAUGCAGUGUCGAUAAAGGGGUCGAGAACCGGUUGGCAGACUAUGUCGAGAAAUUGGGGCCAAAACUGGCAGAGUAACAACUAUCUCAACGGCCAAAGCCUCUCGUUUAAGGUCACCACCAGCGAUGGCCGCACUGUGGUUUCUAACAAUGUUGCUCCGGCAAGCUGGUCUUUUGGACAGACCUUCGCCGGCAGCCAAUUCCGGUGA
Molecule: messenger RNA, 891 nt
Organism: Fraxinus pennsylvanica
Lineage: Eukaryota; Viridiplantae; Streptophyta; Magnoliopsida; Lamiales; Oleaceae
Source: the annotation of a GenBank genome assembly